Molecule: messenger RNA, 936 nt
Organism: Arachis ipaensis
Lineage: Eukaryota; Viridiplantae; Streptophyta; Magnoliopsida; Fabales; Fabaceae
Source: RefSeq, a predicted model, not a curated record
AUGUCGCAAUAUGCUAAUAAAAGUCAACCUGCCUAUGGUAAGUAUUUUAGGAGAAACGAUGGUGUAUGUCAAGGUUAUGUUAAUUCAAUUUCUUGGGGACUUGGAGGUGAUGCACGAAAAACUAGCGUAGAACUACCAGAUCCAUUUAGAGUAGAAGUAGGUAUACAUCCUGAGGAUGUUCCAAAGGAAUACGAUGAGGAGAAAUGGUUUAUUAAUGUUUUGGCUAUUGACACACGUGGUACAGAAGAUAAGAAAGGUUGUUCCCAAUGCAGAUGUGAUCUUUAUAAUGUCAAAAGUCAAGAUUUGAAAAACACAACAAGCAUUGAUGGAAAAUCAUUGUUUAGUAGUGAUUACAAAGGAGGAAUUUUUUGUUGUGAGAAAAAAUCUCAAUGUAAAUUACAAAAAGGAUACAAAAAAGAACAAAAGAGAAAAGUUACCCUUAAAUAUACAAUAUCAUGGGUUGAAUGGGAUCAACACCAAGUGCCUCUUAAGUUUUAUAUUCUUGAUGUUACUGAUCAAGUGACAUAUAAUGGAUCAAAACCAAUUCAUAAUUGUGCAGUAGAGUAUUCUAUAAUUCCGGAAAAGGCUAAUGAAGAACAGUACUAUAUCAAAAAAACAAAUGUUCCAAUGGAAAAAGGUGGUAAUGUCAUUUAUACUACUGCUCACAUACAUUCAGGAAUUGUUAAUGCAACUUUAUAUGGAGAGGAUGGAAGAAUAUUAUGUGAAAUUAAGGCGAUUAGUGGAAUGGGAAAAGAGGCAGGAAAUGAAGAAGGUUAUGCUAUUGGAGCGUCUGGGUGCUACCCAAAACCAGGCUCUAUGAAGAUUAAAGAUGGUGAAAUUUUAACUAUAGAAUUUGCACAUGAAAACAAAUACACUACUGGACUUAUGGGGCAUUUUUAUGUUUAUUUGGCAGAAGAGUUGCCAAAAUCUUUUUAA